This is a messenger RNA of Strigops habroptila (Kakapo), 3714 nucleotides long. It is a transcript of the gene STYK1, whose product is annotated as serine/threonine/tyrosine kinase 1. Bases 1389 to 2666 code for a protein of 425 amino acids. Gene Ontology annotation, cellular component: signaling receptor complex. The record is from RefSeq and is a predicted model, not a curated record. Gene Ontology annotation, molecular function: transmembrane receptor protein tyrosine kinase activity; ATP binding. The transcript has 10 exons. NCBI's taxonomy places the organism in Eukaryota, Metazoa, Chordata, Aves, Psittaciformes, Psittacidae. Gene Ontology annotation, biological process: positive regulation of kinase activity; multicellular organism development; cell surface receptor protein tyrosine kinase signaling pathway.
UGGUAGCUUUCCUCCCUUUCAGCUAUGCACUCAGGGCAGGGCGCUUGUGCAUAACGGCUGCCUAAACCUUGACUGGUGGCCAUGUUCAAAGGUCAUAUAAAAGACAAGGAAAAUAAUAAAAGAAGUACAGAAAUGGUCACAGGAAAAGCUUGAGAAUAUGGUUCUGCCACUGUAAGAAAUGAAAUAGAAGGUAUCAUGGUUAGGAUUUAUUUUGUCUUUUAUCAGCCAGGCAGUAUGCAGGACUGAAGUGAGUAAUUCCUUAGCUGUUCUUUACAUGCCUGUAGUCAUAUUACAGUUGGUCCUCACAAUUAGUGCAUGAAAAACACUUGUAAGAAUAUUUUUAUAAUAAAGUGGUGUGAAGUUAAUGCAGGCCAGUAAGUCUGGAGAAAUAGCUAUGUUAAUUCCAUAGGAGCUCACAGCAUAGUUUAAAAGGUCUAAUGAAAAUCCAAAUGAACCUUAGCCUCUAUUUUUAUCAUGUUUAAGUCAUUUAAUCAGCAGUUUCUGUAGACAGAAUAGCUAAUUGAUACUCAAGGAUUUAGCCAUUUGCACUGAUGAUAGGAACUGAUAUUAGUUCCCAAGUCAGACAUAUUCCCUGGCAAAACUGUGUAUUUACGAUGAAUACGUACAACAUUUUAUUUUCCUGAACAUGGCAGGAGCAAGCAAAGGGCAGUUUCUGUUUGUACAGUUCUCAAGCUGUCUGUUCCCAUAUCUUCCAUGGACAUAUAAGACUAUAUUUCUCUUUCUUUUCAGUCUUCCCCACAAUGUUUGUCACUCAGCCUUCUUGAUUCUUAUGUCCUGGCACUUUAAAUAGCAUAAAUUGAGCCUGAUGAGAAAUAUAAAUCCAUAAAAUACGAGAGAGGAUUGAUGAUUUAGGCAGAUCACCUUCCCAAUCCAGUUUACCGCAUUGCCGUGUGAAUGCUUGUGCUAGUGCUAAGGGGACAGUAUACAUAUGGGAAUGAAUGACAGGGGACUAGAAAAGUCGUAGUAGGGCUUCUGCUGGCACACAAUAACUGUGGAUCUGUGCUGACACAGGGAAUGGGUUCACAAUACGGCUUUAGAAGAAUUAACAAUUCACCACCCUGGGUGCUGGGAGACCCAUUUUCCCUGUUCCUUCUUCUGGAUGUAUGCUCCUGCCACUUCAUUGAGCCUGCCUAGCACAUGCUGAAUUGCUUAGUGAACUAAUACCACUCAUUAAAAUGCCAGGAAAUUACCAUGACAAAAGAAUGAUGAAUUUUUCCUGGUAGGUUAGUGGUUUGAAUCAGUUUACGAUGUUAUCAGUUGCAUAGCUGGGAUGAAAACAAGGAGUGGGAAGAGAGCAGAGAGAAGAGAUACUUCUUUCUUUUGGCAUUGAAGCCAGAAGUUGGAGACCCACUAGCUCAUAAUUGAACAUGGCAGGGGAUGUAAAAAGCUUCACACGCCUGCUACUGGAAUGCAACAGCAAUGACAAGCUAUGUGUUGUGCGUGAAUAUCAGACUGAAGUGAUUGUUGUUCCAGUUCUCCUUGUGGGUGUUUUUGUCAUCAUGCUAACUGUGAUCCUUUGGCUCCACUGCCGAGGCUUGCGAGCAAAGCAGGAGCAAUCAUCAACAUCUGGACACCGAGUGAAUGACAAGAAUCAGCAGGAAUACAGCUCAACAGAGAGCCGCUAUAUCCAGCUGAAUGAGACAUCUGUGGAAAGCCUGCUAAAUUCUGCAUCCUUGACUCUGAAAGAACUGGAGAUACCACGAGAGAAACUCUCACCAGGCACUUGGCAGCUGAUAAAACAUGGCCGCUAUGGGAGCAUCUACAGAGCACAACUGGAAACUGGGAACCCCGGGAGGACUAAGACUGUAGUACUGAAAGCCUUACGAGACCUGGCUAGUGUCCAGGAAGUAAAGCAUUUCCUGGGAAGGAUUAAAUUCCAUCAAAAUCUUGGCCAUCAUGAGAACCUGGUUGAAUUGGUUGGAUGCUGUGUAGGUCAGCUCCCACUUUAUAUGAUCAUGGAAGAUGUCUCUCUUGGUGACCUGUUGACGUUUCUAUGGAUGUGUCGAAAGGAUGUAAUGACAAUGGAUGGUGUCCCCUGUGACCUCACUGAGAGGCAAGUAUAUGAAGUUGGACAGCAGGUUGCAGCAGCUCUGGCUUAUCUUGAACAGAAGAAAUUGUUCCAUGGUGACAUUGCUGCCAGGAAUGUCCUUCUUCAUUCCAACUUCACUGCUAAGCUCUGUGGUUUCGGUCUGGCCUAUGAAACUCACACAUAUGGUGCCAAGUCAGUCACAAAGACUGUGCCAGUCAAGUGGCAGGCACCAGAGCGGCUCCUAAAGAAACCUCCCAGCAUCAAGGCAGACAUAUGGUCUUUUGGAAUUCUGCUGUAUGAAAUGAUUACAUUAGGUGCUCCACCAUAUCCUGAGGUGCUACCUUCUGACAUCUUACCAUACCUUCAGAGAGAGAACAUGAUGAAGCAGCCCUCAAGCUGCCAGCAAGCCAUGUACAGCAUCAUGAAGUCCUGCUGGCAGUGGAAUGCAGCUAACCGGCCUUCUCCAGCAGACCUGAUGUGGUCCCUACAAACAGCUAUGAAGAACAGCAAUGACCAUGCAGUAUUGCAGGUGCCUGAGCUAGUGGUGCCUGAACUCUAUGCUAAUGUUGCUGGUGUUGAUGUGCUAAAUCUAGUGAGGGAAUACACUAUACUCUGAAGGACCUUGAUACAUGUUGGUAUAAGAGAAUUCUCUGAGUCUGCCCUUUCUAGACACUUUGCAAGCUCAGGAUAAGGUGUGUAUGCUGGGAGGGAUCUCUUUGUUUUUCAAAUACGUUAUAUAUAUCAGAUCUCUCCUCCAUUCCAGAAACAACAAACUAUUAUCAUUAUUAUUAUGAAAUCAACCUGUUGAUAUCAUUCUGCCAGUGGUCAUUUUUUUUAGGAAACUGUAGAAAAUGUAAUGAGAAGCUGGAGUUAAAGGAGUGUAUUGGGUUUGUGUAGCAAGGUUUUGGUAGCAAAAGGAUUACACGGAUGGCUUCUGUGAGAAGACACCAGAAGCUGUCUCCGUGCCCAACAGUGCCAGUUCCAGCCGGCUCCAAGACAGAACUGCCACUGGCCAAAGCUGAGCCCAUCAGUGAUGGUGGUAGCACCUCUGGGAUAACGUGUUUAAGAAAAGGUGAAAAAACCUGUGCACCGUCAACUGGAAGAGAGAAACAACCCUACAGACACCCAGGUCAGUGCACCAAGGAAGGCAGGAGGUGCUCCAGGCUCUAGAGCAGAGAUUCCCCUGCAGCCCAUGGUGCAGACCAUAGUGAGACAGGCUGCCCCCCUGCAGCCCAUGGAGGUCCAUGGUGGAGCAGAUUCCACCUGCAGCCUGUGGAGGACCCCAUGCCAGAGCAGGCAGAUGCCCACAGGAGGCUGUGACCCCUUGGGAAGCCUGCACUGGAGCAGGUUUGCAGGCAGGACUUGUGACCCCGCAGGGAACCCAUGCUGGAGCAGUCUGCUCCUGAAGGGCUGCUCCUCAUGGAAGGGACCCACGCUGGAGCAGUUUGUGAAGAACUGUGGGAAAGACCAAUGCAGGAGAAGUUCAUAAAGGACUAUUCCACAACCCCCGUUCCCCAUCCCCCUGCACCACUGGAGAAGGUAGAGAAAAUCAGGAGUGAAGCUGAGCUCGAGAAGAAUAGAGGGUUGGGGAGCAGGUGUUUUAAGAUCUCAUCAUUGUACUCUGAUUUUGAUUGACAAUAAAUUAAACUGAUUUCCCAAGUUGA